AUGCAUCUCCGCAAGGAACACGCCGAGCUUGACAUUCCCGCUCUACAGCGCUUCAUCCGCGCCAACCCCCUCGGCCUGCUCACCACCGCCAUCCCCUCUUCCACAUCGUCCUUUCCGCUCCUGCAAUCCACGCACGUCCCCUUCAUCCUCGACGUCGACGACAGCAAUGACGCGAGCGCGGCGGCAGCGCCCCUGGGCCGUUUACGAGGCCACAUGGCGCGGCAGAAUCCCCAAGCCAGAGCCAUGAUCGAAGCUCUGGUGGGGAGCGACGACAACGUCCUCGCGCAAGACAUCCUCCUCGUCUUCACCUCCCCGGUGCAACACUACAUCACGACAAACUUCUACCACGAGACCAUGUCCUCGGACCGCCGCACCGCCCCGACGUGGAACUACGCCGCCGCGCAGGUCUACGGGCGUCUGCGCGUGCACCACGACGCCGACACGCCCGCCACGGCCGCCUUCCUCACGCAGCAGCUGCGCGACCUGGCGCGCCUCGGCGAGACGCACAUCAUGGGGUACCAUCACGGCUCGGCGGACGAGAAGCCGGCGGCGUGGCGGCUCGACGACGCGCCGGGGAACUACGUGGCGCGCUCAAUCCGCGGCAUCGUCGGCCUCGAGAUUGAGAUUGUGCGGCUGGAGGGCAGGGUCAAGAUGAGCCAGGAGCUCAGGGAAGGGGAUCGCGAGGGCGUGGUGCGCGGGCUGCGGGCGCUCGGGACGGAGACGGCGGAGCGCAUGGCGGAGCUGGUGGAGGAGCGGGCGGCGCUGAGGGCGUCGAGUCGCGCCGUGCGGGUAGACGCAGUGUCAAGUUGA
Messenger RNA from Purpureocillium lilacinum, 810 nucleotides. RefSeq lists its product as uncharacterized. The record is from RefSeq and is a predicted model, not a curated record. NCBI's taxonomy places the organism in Eukaryota, Fungi, Ascomycota, Sordariomycetes, Hypocreales, Ophiocordycipitaceae.